AUGAAAAUUGAAAAUAUCGCAGGUAGUACACUAGACACUCCGGAUGCAGUCAAAAAUCAUUUAAGGCCUAGAAGCCCUUUCAUAUAUAACAAAUCCACCGACAAAUAUGAAUUCGAUAAUGACAGGGAUAUUUUAGAAGCUCAGUACCAAAAAUCACCUGUUUUUCACGACUCGCACUGUAUUGCAAAUUUCAUAAGGCCUGUUUCUUUAGCCACGUUAAAAUGUCUUUCUCGUACCAAACCGGAAAACUAUAAGUUGAAUUUCUUGGGAAAACGUGAUAGUAAAAUUAUCCAACCCAUACUCCCAUCUCAUAAAGAUGAUUUUGUUGAUCGAUUCAAUGUGAGGAGCGCCCCUUCAGAAGUUACCUCAAGAGAAUCGAAAUGCAAACUUGGUAAUGGCGGUCAGCGUCCACUUUACUGUGAAGAUCGUGAAAGUUGCUUUUCAGAAGUCUUCAAUGAUGAAAAUAACUUUAUUUACAAUGGACAGAAUGGGUGCCAGUUAUCUAGCAAUUCUGGGUAUGGUCCUGAUAAAUCAAAUUAUGACCAGAAAUCCAGUGAGACAAUCUACAUUAAGCCAUAUACGAUAAGUCCUCUCUCGUACAAUUUUCGAAAACAGCAUAAAACUCCGAGUCCCAACGUAUUUCCCUAUCCGAUUCCUUCAACUGCAAUCGGAAAAAUAUCCUCUAAUGACCGAACUAUGGAUCUAUCGAUGAAUCAUGGUGCUGACCUUGCCACAUCGAGAAAAACCACUUGUUCAGGAAUAGAUCAGACAAAAUUUAUAGACGACUUACAGAGGUGUCCUAGCUUCUACAAAACAAGUUAUCCAAGUCCAGAUCCCGGAUUUCCGGGAGAUAUACAAGUACUUCAGCCACAUCCUAAUCCAACUACAACAUACAAAGAUAUCAAACAAGAUCUCGAAAAUCUUAAAACGGUCAGUAAGCAGUUUAAAAUAUACGAAAAAUCUGGUCAGUUAACGGAAGAUGUUGCUUGUUUUGAUAACAGAAAGAAUUCAGGCAUGUUAAAGGUUACGGGAGAUAGAAAUAUUCUCUAUGCUAUACCUGUCCACUGGCCAAAUUCACAUUCAGUUGUUAUUCUAAAAAAUCAUGGUUCGUAUGAAAAUAACUACAGAGGUGAUAAACGUCCUAUUAAUGUUCACAAACAUAGUGGAUUCGAAAAUAACAGUAGCGGUAGUCCUAGUGAACCACAAAGUGAUUCUGAAUAUCAAAAUGAAGCUGGUGUCACGCAAAUGUACAAACAUCCAAACUCUCUACAAGACCCAUCAUUUUAUUCGAAAGAUCCCUUCCAAGUUUAUCCAACAGUGAAGCAAGUGGAAAUCGAUAGUGGGAAUGGUACUGAUGAAGAUGAUCAAAUUUCCAGGGAAACUACUUCAUCGAAAGAUGUUUCAAUGGUCCGGAAUGCAAAUGUAGAUAAUACUUGUUCUUGCAGUACUGAUUCAGUUGAAUUAGAUGAAUGCUUUUCGUCUGAUACGGAUGAAGAUGAAACUAUCGUUGACGAAAGUGGAAGUGAUGAUAAUCAGUAUAUUAGCUAUCAAACAAAUGAAGAAUCCUCAACACCUACAGCAAACAGUUGUUCAGUAAAUGAUAACUUCAGUGAUAAUGAGAACUCAGUUAAUCCAUUACACAUAAAUGAACUGUCGGAUACAGGGCUAUCUGAUAGUCCACAAGUUACAAACAAGAUAGAUUCGAAUUGUAAACAGUCCAUAAUAGAAAAGCGAGCUGGCAAAGAUUUGAAUGUAGAGUUGCGUAUGCCAUCAAAAUUAUCUCAUCUCAAACUUAGCACAUUUUCAGAAAAAACAGAAAAACAUUCAACAUUACAUGUGGUCGCAUACGACCAUAACAAAACCAAGAAAGAUAUCAUAUCUACUAGCAAAUUUAACAUGUCAAAGAAUUCGAUAACUAACCACAAUGAUAAUUUAUCAAUAUCUAAUUCAAUUCGAACAACUGAUCAUCAAAAUUUAACAGUUGAGAAGAAGAAUUCAAAAAUGACUGAGUUCACAGAACUCAAAACUUCUGAUAAAAAUCUUUCAUUGAAACCAAUCAGUGCUUCAGUUGAAUCAUCACAAACUACACUUAGUUCAAAAGAAAUAAAAACGAAACAUAAAAAAAUUCCUCCGAAUCGAUUUACUCAAUGCACCAGAAAAUCUCAUCCAGCUUUGAUUGAUUCAUUAUUUCCAAAUGUUCCACCAGUUUUACGAUUUGUUGAAGAAGGACAGAAGUUGGAACCAUUGCCAUGGGAAUUUCGUCGACUACUGAAAUGGAGAGCUAGUACCCUGACCCCUGUUGUAGUGAAGCAAACUUUACAACGUACAGGGUUUAAAGUUUCAAAAUUAACCAAUGCAUCUGAAGACUUGGAAACAACUGAAUCAUCAGAUUGGAUAUUUUAUUUUGGGAAACAUAUGCGUCCGCAAACAUUUCGUACAAUUAAAAUGUAUCAAAAGGUAAAUCAUAUACCUUGUUCAUUUCAACUUGGUCGUAAAGAUCGUUUAUGGAGGAAUAUAGUUGAGAUGCAAUUAAAACAUGGAAAAGAACAUUUUAAUUUUAUGCCACAAACUUUCUGUUUACCUGGUGAUUUAGAUGAAUUAAAAAAAGCGUGGGAUGAAGAAGGAGAAAAUCAACGAUGGAUUAUGAAACCGCCAGCUUCAGCUCGCGGAAUCGGUGUUCGACUGGUGACUAAAUGGUCACAAAUACCUAAGAAGCGUCCAGCUCUUAUUCAAAAAUACCUUUCUCGUCCAUAUCUGAUAAAUGAUAGUAAAUUUGAUCUACGCAUUUAUGUGUAUAUUUCAUCAAUCAAUCCUCUUAGGUUAUAUAUACAUGAAGAUGGAUUAGUUCGAUUCGCUUCUCAAAAGUAUUCCAAUGCAAUACGUUCUUUGGGCAAUCGAUAUAUUCACUUAACAAAUUACUCUAUUAAUCGUUUAAAUUCAGAAUACAUUAGCAAUACAAAUGAAUUUGCUGCCAAAGGUCAUAAGUGGAGUUUACAAGCAUUUUGGACAUAUUUAAAAACAAAAGGUAUAUCACCUGCACCGAUUUGGUCAAAUAUUAAAGAUGUAGUUGUGAAAACUAUAAUCAGUACAGAGGCUGCUUUUAAUACUGCUGUAAAUAUUUACUGUAAUCAUUCAUUAUCUGUACAUGAAAUAUUUGGUUUCGAUAUAUUUCUAGAUGAAGAUUUACAACCAUGGCUACUUGAAGUGAAUGUUUCACCAAGUAUGCAUUCAGAUUCACCAUUAGAUGCUAAAAUCAAAGGUGGUGUUAUUAAAGAUAUGCUAAAUUUAUCUGGUCUUCAUCUUCCAGAAGCAGUGGAACCAUGCUGUCGAACAAUUUCUUCAUCUUGUUCAUUGAAAUAUGAUAGAAAUACACCGGAUCUAUUAACGUAUACAAAUGAUGUUGGAUGUAAUAAUAAUAAUUCAAGUACAGAAAGUGACAAUUCCCUUUCAAAAAAUGAUAAAAUUUCUUAUCGUCCAAUAAAAAGUGCUGGAGUUGUAGAUAAUUUAAAAACAAAAAAUACUAAAUCUGAUUUUCAACGUCCUAAUACACCUAAUCAUAGAUGGUUAAUUGAUGAACGCUUAUUCAUUCAAUCUGCUAGUACAGAUGAAGAAGAGAAAAUGAAAUAUUUUAAAAUACGUGCUUUACAAUAUGGCUUACCAAGAUUAAAACAAAUUACAUUGAAGAAUAAUUCAACUAUGCUAUCAUAUCAAUUUGAAAGAAAUGAUAGCAAAACAUUGAUUUCAUGUAAAUCUUCAGUAUCACAUAACUCAGAUGAAAAUAAUUCUUCAAGUUCAUACACAUCAAAUGAUACAGAUAAUAAAAAAGAGAGAGUUUGUUCGCCUUGUGCAUCAGUUUAUGGUACAAAUUCUGAAGUUUCGGAAUCAAGAGCUUCAAAUAUUUCUAGAAGUUCACAUAAGAAUUCAAAUAAUCCAAAUCUACUUAUCCCAUCGAACACACCGUCUCAUGUAAUACUUAAAAAUGCAACCAAUGAAAUAUUAGAUUGUCUUACACCAUAUGAUGUGCGUAUACUAAUUUCUAUGAUUGAUGAAUUCAAUAGAGCCGGUGGUUUCCAUUGUGUAUUUCCACCAAAAACUUCUGGUUUAUCCAUUAAAUAUUUAUCAUUUUUCGAGUCACCUAGAUAUACAAACUUAUUGUGUAUAGCUUAUUUACAAAAGUAUGGUCAAGAUAAAGAAAAAGGUAUUGAAAUGUUGCGGAGAAUGUGUGAAAAAGGAAUUCAUUUGAAAUCUUCAUUAUAUCAAGAUGAAAUUGCUUCUGAACACCAUUGGGAAAUAUAUAAGAAGCGUAAAUCCACUGUUUUAAGAGAAACAAUUAAACGAAAGACAUUAUCCUCUGAAAAUCUAUCACAAACUAAAAGUAUUCCUAAUUCAUAACCACAUAGCAUAUGUAAAAAAAAAAUUAUAAAUUCAAGCAAACAUUAUUCAUUCAUUUGGUGUAUAGAUGUGUGAAUUAUUGUCUCUAAUCAAGCACUACGUGGAUUCAACAACUUAGGCUAUUUAUAUAUAGAUAAUGUAGCUUUUGUUAUUUUUUUUAUAACAUUUUCAUAUACAGAGAAAUGAACAUUUAUUCAAAUUAGUAUUGACGAAGUUUCUUUUAAUAGAAUUUUUAUUGCCUUUUUGUCACUUUCUACCUCACUCUUUUUUAUACUUUCUGGUAAUUAGAUGGACAUAUAAGUCUUAAGAUGUUUAUCUUAGUUUUUAUCAUUAUUAAAAAAUAUACCGAAC
Schistosoma turkestanicum is the source of this 4743-nucleotide messenger RNA. Lineage: Eukaryota; Metazoa; Platyhelminthes; Trematoda; Strigeidida; Schistosomatidae. The record is from the annotation of a GenBank genome assembly.